Messenger RNA from Adelges cooleyi (spruce gall adelgid), 837 nucleotides. RefSeq lists its product as uncharacterized. The record is from RefSeq and is a predicted model, not a curated record. The transcript has 3 exons. NCBI's taxonomy places the organism in Eukaryota, Metazoa, Arthropoda, Insecta, Hemiptera, Adelgidae. The coding region runs from base 120 to 506 and encodes 128 amino acids.
GCUUGAUUAUUAUUAUUGUUUUAGCGUUCCAGAUAAGUAUAUUUUUAUUUCUAUGACGACUAAAGUUGUUUAUUACAAAUUAUAAUAAACAAAUCACCCUAACGAUUACAACGUGAAAAAUGGACUCACCUAUUAAGCCGUCUAUGGACUACGAAUUGUUUAUGAGCUAUCUGAGAAAGGCCGGAGUCUGGAAGGCAUUGGCUCGAUCUUUUAAGAUGUUGAACAAAGUGUGUACGCGUUCGCAACAGCCAGACAACCCGGUGGAGUUUGUUCGCAAGCACUUGAUGGCCACUAAUAGUGACUUAGAGGCGGCGGACCAAGUACGCCAAGACAUUGCCGAGUGUAAGAAAAUAUUGUUGAUUUUGAAACGUGACAAAUGUGUACUGACUAGAGAUUUAAAUUCUCUUCACCGACGGCUGUACCCGAAACUGAAGAGCGCUGCAUUGGCAACAAUAGAUACUUUGGACUUGGAAACAGCAGACGAAAACGACGACGACAAAGCAUAAUCUAGCUUUAGUAAAAUCGUUGAGUAUUGUAUAAUCUAUGGUAUGGUAUGUUUAUCACGCAGGAAAGAAAUAUCUCACUGUCUGAAUAGUCAACUACACUAAGUAAUAAUUCAAAUCGCGCAUUAAACGGUGUAUUUUCAUUGGCCAAAUAUACAGUUAGCUUACAUUAUAAAUUAUCAUGUCGUUUUUAUUAUUGUUUUCAUAUUCUUUUAGGGUCUAUAGCUGCUAUAGCCUAUGCCUAUGUACGAAGUGAUUCACUAAGAAUCAACUAUAUACUACCUUUGAAUCAAUUAAUUUUCGUUUUUGAUUUUAAUAGCUAGACAUCCGAUGA